Messenger RNA from Physella acuta, 386 nucleotides. Its product is annotated as phospholipid scramblase 1-like. Gene Ontology annotation, cellular component: plasma membrane. NCBI's taxonomy places the organism in Eukaryota, Metazoa, Mollusca, Gastropoda, Physidae. The record is from RefSeq and is a predicted model, not a curated record. Gene Ontology annotation, molecular function: phospholipid scramblase activity. Gene Ontology annotation, biological process: plasma membrane phospholipid scrambling.
CAAUUCCGCGUCAUGGACCACGACCUGACGCCCCUUCUGGAGAUUGUUGGACCCACCUGCGAGUGCACUGUGUGCUGUCCAUCGAUCCAGUUCGAGGUGAGCAGGAUAGGGGACCGGAAACCUAUAGGGGUCAUCUCGAAGUAUCGUGGGGAUUUCGUCAAGGAGUUUUUCACCGAUGCUGACACGUUCGGCGUGACAUUUCCAAUUGAUUUGGAUGUCAGGUUAAAGGCGACUUUGAUUGGAUGCGUAUUUCUCAUUGAUUUUAUGUACUUUGAAGAUCCAGCAAACAUGAAUAUGAGGAGUAGCUCUCAUAGACGUACUCGGUCCCUGAACCAAACAUCCACGCGAGAAGAGUUAGGCUUAUAGUGUGUGUGAAUAUGUGUGUG